Penicillium daleae is the source of this 1422-nucleotide messenger RNA. RefSeq lists its product as uncharacterized. The coding region runs from base 1 to 1422 and encodes 473 amino acids. Gene Ontology annotation, molecular function: oxidoreductase activity, acting on the aldehyde or oxo group of donors, NAD or NADP as acceptor. The transcript is spliced from 5 exons. The record is from RefSeq and is a predicted model, not a curated record. NCBI's taxonomy places the organism in Eukaryota, Fungi, Ascomycota, Eurotiomycetes, Eurotiales, Aspergillaceae.
AUGGAUCUCGCCCGCAUUGUCGCCGCUAAUAUCGACGGCCGCACUCAGAACACGCGGUACCGUCAAACGCAAUUUCAUCGUUUGCAGUCCGUGCUUGUCGAGCAUGUUGCUGAGAUUCAGGAUGCGAUUCGAGCAGACUCGGGACAUACGCAGCAGGAGAUCCGCGCAGAAGUCGUCCUGGCGCUGCAAGAGCUGCGAACACACUAUACAUCUCUGAGCUUGAAGAGGGACUUGGAGGUAGAGAAUCGUAUUGCGAAUGGAAAGGACAAUGCAGACAAUGUGCAGGGUGCUGGUAUUGUGUAUAUUGUGCCAUCCACACAUACUCUGUUCUUCUCCGUUAUCUCUGCAUUAACAGCAGCUUUGGCGGCGGGCAAUUGCAUUGUUUUGGAGCUUCCCCAAACGACAAUGUCCUUGCCUGCUCUCCUGCGUCAGAUCCUUCCCGAAGCCCUGGAUCACGACACAUUCACCAUCACGAGUCAACGACCCGACAGUUCAUUCCUCAGCAAGACUCUGAUGGUGGUGCAGACGGGCGCAGAUGAUUCCAAUGGCCUGAUCUCCCCAGCAACUUCAAGAAGUAUCGCGAUCGUUGAUCGCACUGGCAAUACUGCUGAAGCUGCCCAAUCUCUGGUUGCGGCUCGUUUCGCGCUCGGUGGACGGUCACCUUACUGUCCGGAUGUUGUGCUGGUGAAUGAGUUUACGAUGAAGCCAUUUGUCGAGGCUGUCAUUCAGCAUGCUUCCAAAUACCUCGCUGGAGAGAACGGUGAAGCUAGACAGGUUACCUCGACGCCGCGACGAACGGGCGUGCUCGACUCUAUUCACAAAGACAGGACUGCCCGAGUCUUGGUAUCGGGUAGCAACUGGGGUGUGGUCGAGGUGCAGGAUCGCAACUCUCCUCUGCUGAAGACGAAGAUUGAAGAGAAAGUGUUGCUGGUGCACCCCGUCACUAGCUUGGAUGAUGCUAUCGACAUCAACUUCAAUGAAAAUCUCGCGGCUGUUUAUGCAUUUGCCGCACCUGCUUCAGCCAAGUACCUUACCCAGUUCAUAGACGCUGAUAUCUCCUGGGUGAACCAUGUUCCCAGUCACAUGCUGAUUGGCCCUGCCCUCCCCCGAAACACGCCUUACAGUCCACACACCCGCUAUGCAGCAUCGCAAUUCCAGAAGCCCCAACCCCAACUCAUUAAACCCUGUGCCACUGCUUACGCCACGCAAACUAUUCUUGAUAGCAAGAACAGCGUCCGGUCUGAUGCACUAUGGCGCGAGGCAUUGGCACCUCUGCCUUCGACUAAGCAGCGACCUGGGUUCAAGAUUGGCUUCUUCGAGCAAGGAAUUAUCACAGGGGUUAGUCUUACGUUGAUAUCGCUUGUGGCAACUGUGUCGACGCUGGGCUAUUAUACUUGGGCGUAUGUCAGGAUGCGUGGUUAG